This is a messenger RNA of Callithrix jacchus (white-tufted-ear marmoset), 9874 nucleotides long. The record is from RefSeq and is a predicted model, not a curated record. Lineage: Eukaryota; Metazoa; Chordata; Mammalia; Primates; Cebidae.
AUGGCCUGCAGGCAUGAAGACACCAGCCGCCAACACCCACAGAUUCCUGCCCCUCCCACAGUGGAGUCCGGCCGCGGCGGCGUCCACUCCAAGGCCGGCCGCCAGAGGGCGAGCGCGCCCGGGACCCCGGAGGCUUCCGCUCCCCGGUGGCGUCGGCGUCUCGGUCCCCACCAGAGCAGGUCAGGCCUCCGGGUUCCGUUUCCCAAGCACACAGGAGAGAGUGCCGGGGGCGGCCGCGAGACCUCACGGGACCCCACGCCCGCGUCCCGGGCAGUUCCCCCGGGGGUUGGGUCCCGCGGCCGGGGCAGCGGAGCCCGGCGCUUCUCGGCGAGCGCCGCGGGGCCCUUCGGCGCCCCCGUUUCCUCGUUGGUGGGGGACGCGGUGCCGCUUCUCCGCGCGCUAAACUGCAGAAGAAGGGGCGAGUUCCUGCGGCCCCUCCCUGUCCCGGCCGCGCCCCCACCUCCCGGUCGCGCUGAGCGUUCCUCGCGGGGCCCCGGGGCCCCGGGGCCCCCUGACGCCCCCUUCCCGCCAGUGCCCCGCCCCGCCGCGAUCCCACAGGUGGGGUGGACGGCGCCCCCUCUGUUUCACGGGCGUCACUCUCAGCCGGAGGAGCGGGACCUGUCGGUAGUUGGGCCGGAGCUCAGGCUUCCCGGCCCUCGCGGCCUCCUGGGCGCCUCCCCCGGGCGCACCCUCUGGGCCUGGCAGGGAGCGCAGCCUGGGAGUCCGGGCGCCCGGAGCCCACCUGCUCAGCGCCCACCGCGGCGGCCGCGCCCUUCCCCCGGGAGCAGCGGGGACGGCCUUGGAGCAGCCGCUCCCGCAGGGGGAGAAACUGCGCGGUGGCCGGAGGCGCAGGAGCCCGUCCCCCUGCUCGCCCAGGGCCGCCUCGGGGAAGCGCCGGAUUCGCAGCUUCCUUCUCCAGCUCCGCGCAGCCCGCACGGAACCUUAGCUAGGCCCAGGGCAGGGGACGCAGCCGGGACGCAGCCAGGCUCUGCCGGGUCUCCCCGCAGGUGGCGGAGCUGCACCCCUGGCUGUGCACCGCCCUCCCCCGGCGUCUGCUCGGACCCUUCUCCACCUCGGGCCCCACCCGCUCCGGGUUAGGUCAGGAGGGAGUCACACGCCCCACCUUCAGAAACAGCCCUGGGAAGCGUUUCUUUCCGGGGGACGGUGCGGUUCGACCUCUCCCGGCGCCCUGUGUUUCUGUGCUUAAUAUUCUAAUUCGUACAUCAAUACUGACACCCAGCGCCCUUGGAUUCGUGGCGAGCGCAGGUGCCCAGAAGCGCCCGCUCCACAGCAUGCUUUAUUUAUGUGCGGUAAAUAUUUAAAGACUCCCAUGUGUUCCGAUUGCAAAGUGCGUAUUACUGGACAGUUUCGUUUCAAAGGUUUCUCUCUAAUGGAGGGUUUAUUAAGAUGUAUGAGGCGGCUGCGGUGGCCUGAUUGAGAGCCGGUCAAAGUCCUGCGGAGUAAAAUCCCGCGGCCUGUUUAGGAGCCGGGGCUCUUCUCCGUUGUAAGACGCGGUGGUUUGCUGUGCACGGAUUACCAGCCGUUUGGUAUUGCCUGGGAGGAACGCGUGGCUGGUUCGGAAAGUCAGUUUGCAGGUGUCCCCGCCAUGGCAGAGGCGCCACCUGUGUCGCCACGCGGCGGGGCUGCGGACCAGGCCGUGUGCGUCCAGACGGGGCCGCCAGAGGGCGCGCGUCUGCGGCCGCUGGAGGCCCAGCGAGGCCCGAGAAGGGGGCGGAGCCAGCCCGGGCCCGGGAGAGCGUCUUGAUAGCAGGUGUCGGUGGCGGCAGCGAUUCAGACGGGGUGGCCAGACUGGUCCCCUGAGGGCAGCAUCUUGGAGGAAUUGCUUUCAUUUCCUCCCCGCUAGUCCCUGUGCCCCGCACUUGCCGGCAGCCUCCCCCAAGCCGGCGGAGUCCUGUCUCAGCCCCGAAGGGCGUUCCUUUGAGGCGGUAACUUGCAUGCAGAUAGAGGUGGCUCCCAUCAGUGGAGGGCCUGACAUGGAAUCAGGCGGCUCAUGACACAGGCUGCAUUCAAGCCAGAGCUCCGCGGCUCUGCUGUGGGCUGAAUGGCGUCUUUCCGCCCAUCCUUCUUUUUUUUUGACACGGAGUUUCGCUCUUGUUACCCAGGCUGGAGUGCAAUGGCGCGAUCUCGGCUCACUGCAACCUCCGCCUCCUGGGUUCAGGCAAUUCUCCUGCCUCAGCUUCCCGAGUAGCAGGGAUUAUAGGCACGCGCCACCAUGCCAAGCUAAUUUUUUGUAUUUUUAGUAAAGACGGGGUUUCACCAUGUUGACCAGGAUGGCCUCGAUCUCUUGACCUCGUGAUCCACUCGCCUCGGCCUCCCAAAGUGUUGGGAUUACAGGCGUGAGCCACCGUGCCCGGCCCCCGCCCACCCUUCUAAAGAAAUAUCUGAGUCCUGAGCCCGCACCUCAGAACGGGACCUCCUUUGGAAUAGGCUGUUUGCAAAUUUAUUUGGUUCAGAUGAGGUCAUAAUGGAGUAGAGUGGGUCCCUGGGUCCUUAAUCCAAUGGCGGGUAAAAAGACAGCCCUGCAAAGACACAGAGACACACAGGGAGAACGCUGUGUGACGGUGGAGGAAGAGACUGGAGUCAUGUGGCCACCAGGAUCUGGAAGAGGCAGGAAGGGUUCUCUCCUGGAGCCCUCAGAGGGAGCGAGGCCUGCUGACCCCUUGCUUUCAGACUUCUAGCUUCCAAGUUGUGAGACAAUGAAUUUCUGUUUCAAGCCACCCAGUUUAUGGGACUUAAGUUAGGGCACCCCAGGGGACAGGCUCAACAAAAGCAGAAGGCGAGAGCCGCGUCCUGAGAAGGAGGCUGGUGCCGUUGUUGAGACGCCAGUGGGGCUUCCCGGGAACUGCUUAGAUCUUGGCCUCCAUUCUGUGCCAGUGGUGGAAAUAAGAGGAAUUGCAGGUUCCUGCCUAGGAAGUGACGGCUCUGGGAUUGGCCCCACAGGGCGGUGGGUGGAUGGGGUAGACUAGGAGCCCUUCCUGGGAGGGUCACAGAAAUAGCCAGAGUGACCCUCUCUAGCCACGCUUUUCAGAGUUAUUUCCUCCAAGCAGACAUAGAGUUGAUCGGUUGGAGAGCGGGAAGACUUAUUUCAAUCUUUUAAAGUUCAGCCUGGAAUCUGAGAGCAAGGAAACUUAACGCAUUAAAGCAGCAGGUCAGGAGAGUUUCCAGAACCUGCAGCCCCACAGCUGAUUUUUACAAUUCAGCUUGGCAGAAAUGCUUCCAACCUGUCCCGGGAUUCUGUCGUGAAUCCUUGUUAUAUGGAAGCACCUGAGGAGAAGGAUGUGGGGUCCGAACGCUUUCCAUUGCCCAGAGACUUGUCCUCACCCCAUGUAACUCAACAGAGAGAUGAUCAGAGUCAGGCCUUCCCUAGAGGUGGAGGCCUUUGGAACAGUGUUCCUUCACUAGAAAUGCAGGCAAGUCCACAGUCAUUGCUGCUAGGCAGGGCCUUGGCUCGGUGCUCCAUGAGGACCAAGGCGGAAGCUGUUCAGGCCCCUUCUUUCUCCACAUUCCAGUAGAUCUUCGCCCCCUGUCAACACCCCCCCCCUUCUAGGAGCCUGCAGACUCUUCACAACCAACCAUCCCCAGGGCAGGGCAGGUGUUUGACAUUCUCGGAAGACAAAGCAAUGUAGUCAGGUGCGCCGUCCUAGACCUCAAGGAGGUGAGUGGGCUUUGUAUCAGUUUCCCCGAGGAGGGGGCAGCAGUGGAAGUCACUGGUGGAGGAGAGUGGCCAUCUGCUGCCCAGGCCCCCUCCUAAAAUCACAGUGUAAUUAUGGACUUGCGGGUCUUUGUACAGUUCCUGGCUUCUGGUAAAUAUUAAUGGGCUGCCUUUUAUGCAUUUCGCGAAUGUUUUUGGAAGAUGGCCUCAAACAAAAAGAUCAUAUCUGUAUGGUGUGCUUUAAUUUAUUUUCACCUUUUUUUCUCCUUUGGAGACCCCUGGUGUAUCAUCACUUUGUUUACCACAAAUUAAACCGAGCCUGAUUGUUUACCAGACAGUGGGCCUCUGUGCAUUGCUCCACACUGCCCCCCCACUUUUUUUUUUAAUAAUCACAACCUGGGAUUCAUUUGCAAGAGGCCCUAAUCUGCAUGAGAAUUAUACAAUUAACUUUUGAUUAACCACCUAGUUCUUUUGGAAACUGCGGUGUGUAGGAUACUCUGCAUUUAAAUAAUUUUCCUUAAAUUGGGAGCAGGUCUUUCAUUAAGCUGGCGAGUUUGACUAAACAACAACAUUUGGAGAUAAUCAGGGUCAAAACAAUAGUUAAGACGGCAGGGCUAGAAUGUCAUCUUUAAAUAUAACAGUGGAGAUAAAGGCCCCCAGAUUGCGCCUUAUCAAAACACAAGAAAUCAAAGCGCUCUCUUGUCUCUGGCAAAAUGCAGAGGCCCCAGCGAUGUGGGGGAGCAUUGUCUGGCGGCCACCGCAGCAGGAUUUGCAUUCAGGGGGUCCGCCUAACACACAUUACAUCACGUAGGACACUUAUCUCCGAGCCUGACAAUAAUUAUCGGGAAGAAUAUGCUCAGAAUGACUUUUUUGUGAUUUUUAUGCUUCCUCAACACAAGGAAGGGGAGAUAACAGCAUUAGGAGGAAGGGGAGCGUCUCGGAAGACUCUCCCAGGAGCUGGUUCUUCGAUUAAAUUUGCUAUGCCACUCCGGUGCCGCUGAACAAGUGGGAAGAAAGGCGGCGAGCCUUUUAUGUAGGGUAAUAAUAGUCCUGAACACAGCCCUCGCCGAAAGAUAAGAUCCAUUGUCGAAACAAACAAAGGAGCCGCAUUCAACAGCACUGGAAGAAUAUCUAUGAGCAAAGUUUUCAAUCCUCUUUCUGUCUCCUCUCCUUGUUUGUUCCUUGCACCUGCCAGAGGGUGGUUCUGCCAGGCUCCAGGAAGAGCCAUUGGGAGCCUCGAGUCGAAAGGCAUCUGGGAACGGCAGGGCUUUCGUCUCAGGGGUCACCGGGGGUUGAGGGAGGACUUUCUGAGGUCAAGGUCACGCCCUUCCUUCCAUGAGUCUCACAUUCCUUUCUCCUCCAAGGUCCUCCAGAGGAGAUCUUGAUCUCCGAUCUAAAGCCCCAGAGACGUGGCAGAGGGUCCCAUGAGAAAGCAGCAGUUCAGCCAGCUUUUUGUGUUCGCUCCUACUCGGUCUUCUCAGACUUUCUGGGCCUUCAAAGUCCCCAGGUGUUUAUUUUCCCUCAAAACAGUUAUUCUGCUUCCUUCUCCAUAUGGGAAAUACUAAGCAACCAGUGUCAAGCCUCCAACUCCAGCCCAGCAUCAUUUAAAUACCGAUGGAAUGUCUUUACAGAUAAUGCCCUGUGCUUCCAGUUAGCUGCUUUGCCAGAGCUUUCUGCGCUCAGAGUGAACAGACCAUCAUGAUGAGAAUACUGUGUGGUCCUUCCCCUACCAACCGAGGAGAAUUACAGAGGCUUAAGAUUUGAUCCGCAGGAUUUUGGUUCAGCCUGUUCAGCUCCUUCACUUGUUCCAGGGACACAAACCAAGGCCCUUUCCUGGACGUGGAUGGAAGGAUUCCCUGGACGCACUGACUGCGGGCUUUGAGCUGCUGUGUUGGGUGGGGCCGGGGUAGGUAAGGGUUGCUUGACACUGCGGCCCCAACAUGCAGAACAGGAGGCAGUGGGACUGCAGAGAGACCCACAGUGACCGUGGCAGACCAGGGGCAGCAGGGUCCUGCAUUCUUGGCACACAUGGUGGAGGGGUGGGGUGGAGGUGGCCAGGGAGGUGGAGGGCAGAGGGGCCCCGCUAGGAACGCAGAGUGUGGCAGGGAGACUCGGGGUGGUUGGCCCAGAGGGGGAAUCGAGGACCUUGUCUUUCCACAGACGAGGCCACUGCUGCGUGGCCUCCUGUGAGCCCCAUUGCCUUCCUGAGCCUCAGUUUCCAUUUAUAGCUCCUGGGGUUUUUCAUAGCAAGUGCAUCUGUUUGGCUCUAAAAUGUCGCAAGAGGCAAUUAGAGGUUUCUGGGAGCUUCCUUCUCUGGUAACUGGUUUGCCCUCCUGAUGCUUUUUGGGGCUGGGGGGAUUUGGUGCACACAACUGGAACCUGUGGGCGGCUCCCUCAUCUGCAAACCUUGUCCACAAGCUGUGCGCCCAGUAUGGCAUCAGCCAGCAGAGGUAGGAAGAGAGGCGGUGCCCAGCUGGACAUGGGCAGUACCAUAUGUGGCAUCUUCCUCCAGGCUGACCCUCAAGCCUGACCCCGUCUGCAGGUGUUAGGAGCUGGGAAGGGCAGCCCCCCACAGCCUGGUUUCUCAACAGUGUGGAGAAACCACUCAGUUGUAUCCAAAGCGGCUGACAGAAGGGAGGAGGCAAAGGAGCCCCCAGUGAGUGCAUUUUCCACUGGAGCUGGAGGAGAACGGAGUGGACGAGGUGUCUGGGGACCAGGGGGCUUCCGUGCCUGGUAUUUCGCCACCUGUAGCCUGAUUUUCAGAGAUCCACGAGGGUUCUUCAUGAGGAGGGGCUGUCUGAAGCCAUCUGCACCCAUGCCCCUGCCCUCUACGGUGGCUUCUGCAGUGGGGGCUCUUCCUUCCCGAGGAGGCCUUUGCCCUGCCCAGACUCCAUGGCCAAUCAGUGCCAUCAUAGGUGGGUGACACCAAGUCUGCGUCUAACUCUCAGAGCUCCACCCGACCCGUGCACGGGGACAGGGCUCAGACUGCAGAAGUCAGCUUCAGCCACACUUAAAAAAAAGAAGGCGAGCCCAUGAAAUUGGGUGUUCACAAGUUUCUUGCUGUGACCGGCUGAUGUCGUUUUAACAUUCAGGGAAUGUUCACAAACUCAUUGUGUCAUUUUGGAUUCCCAGUUAAUCGGGCAGAGGGCUCAACCUUCCCUGCAGUUUGUUGUGAGCCAGGAAAGAUGAACUGUUACUCCCACGCUCUCCCACAUCCUGUGGUCUGGCCUUUCUGAAAGGGAGGCUGUAUAUGAGCUGCCUGGGCUGGCUGGGCAUUCAGAAUGUGGAUGUUUUGAGCAGAAGACUUGAGGACAGUUGUAGACACUGCCCUUUGGGCUCUCUGAUGGGUGUGAUGACCACAAGCAGCUGGAAAUGCCUGCUGGACCCGGCUUUGACCUUCACAAUUAGGGGACGGGUUCCCACGCACCUGAUGGGCGGAAACGCUCACAGCAGAGGAUGAGGCGGCUGGAGGCCGAGGCUAUGAUCAAGAAAGGGCUCACAGCAGAGGAUCCUUUUAACUCAUCUCCAUCUUACAAACACGGAGCAGAUAGAGGAAGGGCAAAUUGGGGACUAGGAAGAUUACAGUAAUAUAGCUUCUCAGCUAAUUGAUUAGCAAUUAUGGCUGGUAAUAUUGUUCAUUUUAAUUGUGUUUAAUCUCGAUUUUGGUAAUAAAGAUUAUUGUUUUGGAUUAUGACUUUGUCCUACCAUACUAAUUACUAACUUGUGAAAUUAAAGUGUAUAUUUUCACAUUCUGGAAAAAAUUCACAACACGCUCUUCUAUAAUAGCUUUCUUCUCUGACCAGGCCAGUUGUCUGGGGGUGUUUUAUCCUCAACAUCUUAGAAGGACUGAAUUUUGAUAAGCAAAGUGUGUGAUAUUUCGUCUGUUGACCAAUAAAUAAAGGAUUUAUUUUAAAAAGUCAUGUUUUUAAGGGAAGGAAAGAAGCAGAAGAUAUUGCCAGAAAUAAAUCUGAGAAGUGAGAGAUCACAAGUACAGUUACACGGAAAACAGAUUUUUAAUUUUCCAGAGGAGGCGUCCCUACCGUGAGGCCUGUGGACCUUGACUGAUUGCAGCCACAGGACCCCACCUCAGAGCCCAGUGCUCCACCUUCCCACGGUGACAACUGCAGGCACCGGUCUCCUCCCUCCUGAGAUAAACAUCGAUUUGACACAUCUAUUUCUUGUGCUUAGAUUUUCCCCCCACGAAGUUUUUGUGUUGAGUAGCCCACGUUUGCCGCUCCCAUUUCUUCCCUACUGCCUAGUCCUGACCCUUGCAGGGCAACCCCAUUCCCGGACCUUCUCCCCAACCGGCCCCCACCAAAGGCCUUUCUCCAGAUCGCAGUCAGGAUCUCAGCAAGCCCUUGACCUGGUGCUUCUCCCUUUCCUGACCCUGGCCUUGAGACGCAGCCAUGAGCUGCAUAACAAGGCUUCAGUCAACAACCCACUGCACACACCAUGGUGACCCCAUAGGAUGAUACUGGAGCUGAGCUGAAAAGUCCUAUUGCCCGGUGCCGGCAUGGCCCUCAUGACGCCAGUGCAAUAUCUGACUUGUGUCUGGUGAUGCUGGUGGAAGCAAACCUCCUGUGCUGCCGGUCAUUUGAAAGUCUACUGCUCACAAUUAUGUCUAGUACAUAAUACUUGAUAAUGGUAAACGACCAUGUGACUGGCUUAUGUAUUUACUGUAUUAUGCUUUUUAUUAUUGUUUUAGAGUGUACUCCUAUUUAUUAAUAGACAAGUUUACUGUGAAACAGCCUCGGGCAGGUCCUUCAGGAGGUGUUCCAGAAGAAGGCGUUGCUGUCAAAGCCUCCUAUGUUGGGAUGGCAGCUCCAUGCCUGUUACUGCCCCUCAAGACCUUCCGGUGGGACAAGAUAUGGAGGUGGAAGCCAGGGAUACUGAUGACCCUGACCCUGUGUAGUCCUAGGCUAAUGUGUGUGUCUGUGUCUUAGUUUUUAACAAAAGAACAUAACAAGCAAAAAAAAAAAAGCAUAGAAAAAAGCUUCUAGAAUAAGGAUAUAAAGAAAGGAAAUGUUUUUGUUUAGCCAUGCAACAUGUGUUUUAAGCUAAGUGUUAUUACAGGAAAAUAUUAAAAAGUUUAUCAAGUGAAAAAGUUACAGUAAGCUAAAGUUAGUUUAUUGCUGAAAAAAGAAAAUUCAUUUUUAUAAAUUUAGUGUGGCCAAAUUAUACAGUUUAUACAGUACACAGUAAGGCACAGGCGUGUCCUGGGCCUUCCCAUUCACUCCCCACUCACUCACUCACUCACUCACCCAGAGCAAUUUUCAGGCCUCCCAAGUUCUUUGUUUUUUUCUGAGAUGGAGUCUCACUCUGUCACCCAGGCUGGGGUGUGGUGGUGCGAUGUUUGCUCACUGCAGCCUCUGUCUCCUGGGUUAAAGUGAUUCUCCUUUAACCCGAGUAGUUGGGAUUACAGGCACCAGCCACCAUGCACAGCUAAUUUUUUGUAUUUUUAAUAGCGAUGGGGUUCACCACGUUGGCCAGGCUGGUCUUGAACUCCUGACCUCAAGUGAUCUGCCCACCUCGGCCUUCCAAUGUGCUGGGAUUACAGGCAUGAGCCAAAGUGCCCAGCCUCAGGCCUGCGAGUUCUACUUGUAGUAAGUGCACUAUACAGGUGUCCCAUUAAAAAAACCUUUAUGCCAUAUUUUCAACAGUCAAAACCUUUUCUAUGUUUAGACAUGGUUAGAUACGCGGACACGUACCUUCGUGUUGCUAGCAGGAUUCAGUCUAGUAACGUGCUGUAUGGCUUUGUAGCCUAGGAGCAAUAAGCCAGCCCUCUGGCCUAGCUGUGUAGACGGCCAUAGCAUCUGCGUCUGUGUAAGCAUACUCUGUAAUGUUCCCACGCCAAGAAGUCGCCCAGCAAUGCAUUUCUCAGAAGUUGUCUCUGCUAUUAAGGGAUGAAUGACCAUGUAGAAUUUCCUGAGUAUUCUUCCACCAGACACACCACCCGGGGUUCAACAUCCUCAAACCGUUGCUGACAAUUGAGAGUACUUUUCAGUCUUGAUUUCUUUUUGCUGACACAGAUCAAGGGUUUCAAUUUUUUUUUUGGUGGGUCAGAGAGUAAAAUAUUCCAGGCUUUUCAGGUCUCUGUGACAACUCCUGAACUCUACUGUUACAGCAGGAAAGCGGCCAUGGGCACCAAGUGAGUGAAUGCGUGUGGCUGGUGCCCAUUAAACUCUACACACAGGCAGGAGA